Acyrthosiphon pisum (pea aphid) is the source of this 1281-nucleotide messenger RNA. It is a transcript of the gene Dhfr, whose product is annotated as dihydrofolate reductase. Gene Ontology annotation, biological process: dihydrofolate metabolic process; tetrahydrofolate biosynthetic process; folic acid metabolic process. Gene Ontology annotation, molecular function: NADP binding; dihydrofolate reductase activity. NCBI's taxonomy places the organism in Eukaryota, Metazoa, Arthropoda, Insecta, Hemiptera, Aphididae. Gene Ontology annotation, cellular component: mitochondrion. The record is from RefSeq and is marked provisional.
GUACUUCCUUACUGAAUCUAUAGAAAGCCAUAGAAAUUAUAUGAAGUAAAGUAUGCAUUAGUGCAUACUUGCAUGUUGCAUCGUCGUUGACAGACAGUUGUCGGUCGUUUUCGUAAAUGGUCGUUUAUUGGUAGUCAGUGGAUUAGAGUUAUAGUUACCUUUUAAUUGUUGUUCAAAAAUAAAAACUUAACUGUUAUUAAAAUUUAUUUAUUUACAAUAUUUUAUUAUUUUUUUUGUUUUUGUUAUUGAAAUGAAUCCAACCGAUGAUAUGGUUUACAGUGUCAUAGCUGCUGUUUCAAAGAAUGGAGGUAUUGGCUACAAGGGUAAUCUACCAUGGAAAAUUAAAAAGGAAAUGGAAUACUUCAAUCUGAUGACUACUCGGGUGAAUCUUAAAGGCGUUCAAAAUGCGGUUAUUAUGGGUCGCUGUACUUGGCAAUCGAUUCCAGAUAAAUAUAGGCCACUAAAAGGACGAAUAAAUGUAGUUAUUUCUAAAACAUUGAACAGUGUGCCAGAAGGUGUUUUAUUGUAUCCAAAACUUGAAGAAGCCUUAAAAUCAUUAUAUUUAAAUGAUCGUAUUGAGAAUCUUUGGGUAAUUGGUGGUUCAGGAUUGUACAAGGAAGCUGUAAAUGAUAAAAAUUGCAAAAAAUUAUUUAUUACAAAAAUUGAUCAAGAAUACUUGUGUGAUACUUUCUUUCCCGAUUUUGAUACUAAAAAAUUUGAAGAAACAAGCGAAGCAAAUGUACCUAAAGGAAUUCAAGAAGAUAAUGGUAUUAAAUAUGAAUUUAAAGUUUUCAAGAGGUUAUGAUUGUUGAAGCAUAAUAAUAUAUUGGUAUUGUUUUUGUUACAUGAAUAAUAGCCAAGAGGUACCCAUGUAAUUGUGAAAAUUUAAUUAUUUUAAUUAUAAAUAAAAUCAAUAUUUUAUACUUUUUCUCCUGGUGACUGUUAAUGCUUAUUUUGAACAUUAAUUUUUCUAUUUUUUUCUUAAGGUUUCACAUGUCCUAUAUUAAAAGCCAAAGAAAAAUUAUUAAAUAUUAAUUGUUACAUGUUGAUAUAAAAUUAUAUAUCAAUUGGCCAGUGGUCUCGACAAAAUUAGUGAGGAUUAGAAAUUGGGAUCGCUUAGCACCCCCAGUUUUGAAAUUAGCACCCUCAUUAAUUAUGCCAUUUAUAUAACUUACUAGUUAUGAACAGUGUAAAGCCAUUACUGUAUAUUUUUAUAUUUAUAUUGUAUUUUUUAUAUUAGCAAGGUGUUUGUAAUUAAUUAAAUAAAACAAAAUAAUAAAU